AUGGCGAUUUUGAAAUUAUGUAAUUAUAAUAUAGUAAUUAAGUGGUGAUAGUAUAUGAAGAAGGAGUGAAGAUGGGUAUAUGGAUGGAAUUGAAUUCAGAUUAUGAUGAAUACAUUACUUAUUUGGGUGAAUAUAAUUAAGGUUUGAAAUUUGGAAAAAGUAAUAAUAUUCUUAGACAAGAGAAUUGUGAUUAUUUCAUAAUUAUGUAUAUUGAUAAUUGAUUCUGAAGUGGCGUUAGUGGUUAUUAUGGCUUUAAUUAGAUGA
Messenger RNA from Paramecium pentaurelia, 264 nucleotides. Lineage: Eukaryota; Ciliophora; Oligohymenophorea; Peniculida; Parameciidae. The record is from the annotation of a GenBank genome assembly.